CACUUCGCUGGCUGCUCCAAGGCUCCCGGCUCGCCGCCAUCUUGUGUUGGGGCUUCAUUGUUCGCGCUGGGCCGGGUGGUUUAGUGUAAUUGCCGCCGAAGCAGGGGGCGGAGUAACCUCCGGUCGGCCGAGAAACCCCGCUAUUUCACAGACAUAGCAGCUCAAAAGAUUUGUGAGGUAGUAAAGGGUAGAGAGCUGGACCCGGAGGCGCCGCCGCGACAGCAGCAGCCAUGGAGGAUGAAAUGCCUAAGACUCUUUGCCCAAGGAGGAUGUUUACUUUCCAGUUCUGCACAAGAUUGGUACAUGGUCUCAGAGGUGAUGUAAUAAAUAUCAACAUGGGAUACUUCAGUCUAUGCUGUUAACAAAAAGUUCAUGGAACACAUAGAAAGGGAUAUUUUAACGUUCUUGAAUAAAAAGCAUCUUGAAAAAUUAAAACUACAUAAAUGUAAGAAAUUUACAUUUUUGUUUAGUAGUCCAGUUGACAUUGUGACAGGGAAUCUUGGCUUACAACUGCUCCAGUAUCAAUUUUUGUAUCACUCAGAAUUUUCUUAAAUGCAAGCUGCAAAAAAAUUCAGGCAUAAAAGGAAUUUGUUUAAAAAGAUAUUGGACACUCCCAGAAUUUGCAGGAAGGUUAUGGAACCUGGCUUAGAAAAUGUUCAGGAAAGAGAGACAAGUAACUGUCAGGCCUACAGUCCUAAUCAAGCCACAGACCAUCCCAGAAAGGGUACUGCUGCCACACCUACUGAGGACCUGAUACUACAGCUUCCACUUUCACUGGGCAUGGGACUCUGCAGCUCUUUGCCACCAAAGUGGAUUCUCUUCAGUCUCUGCUUCUUUCACCCCCUAUCUUUGUCUUCUGUGUUCAGGACUGGUAUCUGUAAUUGAGCUAGCCCAGAUCACAUGCAAGGGAGACUAUAUAACCAUAUUUAGCCUUUUCAUCUUCUGAAGAGGAGUCAGCCUUUGCCACAGGGUGAGGAUUUCUCUAAAAACAGGAAGAUAUUUGGCAGCCUAAAAGAAAAAAAAUCUGUUACACAGGUAACUUAAAUCCAUGCUGUUAAGAGGAAAUCCUUUCACUUCAGAAACAAAAGUAUGUGACAAAGUAUGGGACAACUAAAGAAACAUUUUUAUUAAAAUGGGAAUGAACUACAAGUAUAUAUGUUACUUGUAGUUUAUUGUAAUGGUGUCGAAGGUUGAGAGCAAGUUGUUGUGUAACUUCCUCUGAAGAGACUUUCUCUAAACAGGUGUGUGUAGGGUUAAUUGAUAAAGCCUCCUGGAACAUAUAGUAUACAGCAGGCCACAUUAAAUAAACAAACAUAAAGGCAAUACAGACCUUAGUGCUUUUUAAAGUAUCUUUUAUUAUUAUUAUUAGCUAUCUUCAAACUACGUAAAUCACUUAGAAAAUAUUUCUGAGAAAAUCUUAAAGUUUUGCAAAGAGUAAGUGAUAGACUCUGGGUUCGCUAAAUACUGUUCAGUUUGUCACUAGAUUAUCUACCUUUAGCAUAGCAGAUGUUAGAAUUAAAUUUUCAGGAGAGCCAUUUUUUUCAUUUAGACAUAUGCAAUCCUUAGGAUUUCUUAUAGGCACAAGAGUCGGGUAAGAAUAGAUACAGAAGAGUUGCAGAGAUAGUACAGAGUUCUCGUUUGAUCUUCACCCAGCUUCUCUUAAUGUUAACAUCUUAUUUAUAUAACCAUGAUAUAGUUAUCACAACUAAGAAAUUAACAUUGGUACAGUACUGUUAACUACAAACUUUAUUACCAUUUCCCCAUGCCACUAAUGUCCUUUUUCUAUUCCAGGAUCUAAUCCAAGAUACCACAUUGUGUUCAGUUGUCAUGUCUCUUUCCUGUAAUAUGUAAGGAGAUAUCUUUCAUUACUGUGGCACUUUUGAAGGGUACUGUUUCUCCACUGUACAGUGACUACUGUUUUUCUCGACAUACUGUCAGUUAGAAUUGAGUCACUAAGAGUAGCUGACCCUCAAGGAGAGGGAAAUUAAGCUUCACUUCAGAGAGGGAGGUGUAUCAAAGAAUUCUUGCCAGUAGCGAUGAUUACUAAGGUGUUUUAAUGGUGAUUUCUCUCAUUUCUUCUACAUUUAUUAAGUAGAAUUCUGUAAGAAAAAGCUAUCGCCCCCACACCCUAAUCUAGAAUUCAGUCAAGGAUUAUUCAUUGUAUUAGGUGGUCAGUGUCUUUUAAGUCCCUCUUAAUUAAAGACAGUCUUCCCGGGCUUCCCUGGUGGCGCAGUGGUUGCGCGUCCGCCUGCCGAUGCAGGGGAACCGGGUUCGCGCCCCGGUCUGGGAGGAUCCCACGUGCCGCGGAGCGGCUGGGCCCGUGAGCCAUGGCCGCUGAGCCUGCGCGUCCGGAGCCUGUGCUCCGCAACGGGAGAGGCCACGGCAGAGGAAGGCCCGCAUACCACAAAAAAAAAAAAAAAAAAAGUCUUCCCCUCUUUUUACUUUUUUUUAGGACAAUAAUCUUUUGAAGAUAAUCAAAUAAGUCACCUUAUAUAAUAUCCCACUUCUGGAUUUGUAUAAUUGUUUUAUAUGCCCAAUAUCCUGUAAACUUAGAUCUAGAUUUAAGGUUAGCUAGAUUCAAUUAGAUCUUUCUGAUUUGAAUACUUCAUAGAUGAUAUUAUAUAAUUCAUAUUGUACACACAAUGUCUCAUUGUUUAUCCAUAAAAUGAUUUAAAGUUUGAACACUGGGUCAAAGUGGCCAAAAGCUCUCACUUUUAAGGUGGGUUUUCCCUUUGCAGUUGUUAAGUGAUCUAUGUGAUAACUUAGGCACCCUGCAAAUAUCCAUUUUCUUACCAGCCUUUCACCUAAUAGUUUUAUAUCCAUUAAUAGUUCACGCCUGAGUCAAUUUUUCAGUCAGGCUUACAUGUUGCCAAUUUAAUGCUCUGUGUCUACAUUUAUUGGCUAGCAUUUUUCUAUAAAGGAAUUGUUCAUUGUUCCUUAAGACUCAGCACUUCUCCCUUUGCCAUUUUAACCUAUACCUGUGCCUUCACAGUAAGCAUUCAAUAGUCUGUUGAAUGGGUAAAUGGAAGGAAGGAAUUGAAUCCACACUUUCUGGCAUGUAUAGAUGUUUAUUUUUCUAGGGAGAGAGUCCAUACCUUUCAUCACAUUCCCUGAAGGAUUCUUAGCAGAAGAAUGAGAAACUACAGUUGUUGGGAGACAACAUUCUCUGAUUUCAGAAGUAAUAAACCUCUAACAUGUCUGGAGAUAUGUCGGUAACCUUUCCCGAGAUGUGACAGAAGCUUUAAUUCUCCAGCUCUUUAGCCAGAUUGGACCUUGUAAAAACUGCAAAAUGAUUAUGGAUACAGCUGGAAAUGAUCCAUAUUGUUUUGUGGAGUUUUAUGAGCAUCGUCAUGCAGCUGCAGCACUAGCUGCUAUGAAUGGGCGGAAGAUAAUGGGUAAGGAAGUCAAAGUGAAUUGGGCAACAACCCCCAGCAGUCAAAAGAAAGAUACAAGCAGUAGUACCGUUGUCAGCACACAGCGUUCACAAGAUCAUUUCCAUGUCUUUGUUGGUGAUCUCAGUCCAGAAAUUACAACUGAAGAUAUAAAAGCUGCUUUUGCACCAUUUGGAAGAAUAUCAGAUGCCCGAGUGGUAAAAGACAUGGCAACAGGAAAGUCUAAGGGAUAUGGCUUUGUCUCCUUUUUCAACAAAUGGGAUGCUGAAAACGCCAUUCAACAGAUGGGUGGCCAGUGGCUUGGUGGAAGACAAAUCAGAACUAACUGGGCAACCCGAAAGCCUCCAGCUCCAAAGAGUACAUAUGAGUCAAACACCAAACAGCUAUCAUAUGAUGAGGUCGUAAAUCAGUCUAGUCCAAGCAACUGUACUGUAUAUUGUGGAGGUGUCACUUCUGGGCUAACAGAACAAUUAAUGCGUCAGACUUUUUCGCCAUUUGGACAAAUAAUGGAAAUUCGAGUCUUUCCAGAUAAAGGAUAUUCUUUUGUUCGGUUCAAUUCCCAUGAAAGUGCAGCACAUGCAAUUGUUUCUGUUAAUGGAACUACCAUUGAAGGCCAUGUUGUGAAAUGCUACUGGGGCAAAGAAACUCUUGAUAUGAUAAAUCCCGUGCAACAGCAGAAUCAAAUUGGAUAUCCACAAGCUUAUGGCCAGUGGGGCCAGUGGUAUGGGAAUGCACAACAAAUUGGCCAAUAUAUGCCUAAUGGUUGGCAAGUACCUGCAUAUGGAAUGUAUGGCCAGCCAUGGAACCAGCAGGGAUUUAAUCAGACACAGUCUUCUGCACCGUGGAUGGGACCAAAUUAUGGAGUGCAGCCUCCUCCAGGACAGAAUGGCAGCAUGAUGCCUAAUCAGCCUGCAGGGUAUCGAGUCGCAGGGUAUGAAACCCAGUGAAAAAGGACUCCAGAAUCUAAAGCCAGUGGCUUAAGGCUACAGGGAGUGUAGUGAAGCCGUUGUUUACUUAAAGAUUUAUCAAAUCAGUCAGUGCAAAUGUCAGAUACAAUGUAUUUAUUUAAAAGAUUCAUUUUUUAAUCAUGAAAUUACUUACCAUCCACAUUGUUUUAAAAAGAAACAAUAUGCUGGAUGUCUGCCAAUUUUUGCCUUCAUUACCUUUUUUGAUAAAGUUUCUCAAAUCCUUGUUUCAAAUACAAAUGCAGGGAUUGCUGCCACUUUUUUAAAAUUGAGGCAGAAAAUUGCACAACGUUGAACUUUUUUCCACUGAAGUAGUGUGCAGUUCUAGUUUGCAUUCCUGAUAUGAUUUAAAACAUGUAAUAUAAAGAUGUAAAAAAAAAAAAAAGAAAAAAGGAAAACCAAAACUGUGCAGAGUCUAGAAGUUCUUUGUAAUCUUCAGCUUAUGCACAAUUCUAUUUUAGGUUUUUUUGAAAUAGGCAUUGUUUGAGCUGUCCCAUCUCCACUGUUUUCCCUUUGGGGUUUUUAAAUAUAAGUUAUUAGUUUACAUCAUUUUUGUAUCUACAUUUUUUUCACAAAUUUGUCUUGCCUUAUUAAAGUUCUAUAAAAUAUACUUAAAUGGAAAAAAAUGAUCUUUAGAUUGAAAACUUUUCUCAGAUGGAUUGAUAAUUGCAUUCAUCUUGUGUUUUAUAUGAGAAGGUGCCUCAAGAAUUCCCUGUUGAAUUUGUUUAAAAGGGUUUUUAUCUUCUGUGAUAAACUUUGCUGUGUACCAGGAAAUAUAAAAACAAAAACUUGUUACUAAAGAAAAUUGUGAUAAGUUCUUAUGAACCCAUGUUAAUUUCACAUGUCAACUUCUACAUUUACAUGUAUCCUUUCAUUAUGUAAAAUGUUUUAGCAAUUUAAUAUUUUGCACAGUUAGCAAACUUUGUAUGUCAUUUCCUCCUUAAAGGCAUCAUGCAGAGUUGACAGGAGAUUUACAAGGUUUUGUUUGCAUGUGAAUAUCAAAUACACACUUUGGUAGUCUUUGAAUACAAAGUCAUCUGCUCUUGUUUUUGAAGAACUUUGAGACACAAAGUUGUAUGUAAAGAAAUAUAUUAAUUUGCCAUAUUCUAGUUAUAUUUACUCAAAAAGAGUAAAUCAACUUGAUUUUAAUAUGUACAAAUGAUAGCUGUGAAACUGUAGAAUAUCCUUAUGUCAGGCUUGGGGUUCCUUGUGAACUCCAAAAUUAGCCUGAAAGACCAGCCGGGCAAAGCAUUUUUUAAAUGUUCAGAGGCCAAAAGAUAAACAAACAAAAAACCGUGAAAUCCUACCUCCUUAAACAGCCUUCAAAGAGGAGAAUCCUCAGUGCAAUCAUUACUUUGAUUCUUUUGGUACCUGUUUUCCUGGAGUUCCCAAUUUUAUUAUUUUGGGGUGGCUCCGAGCAUUAAGAGGUUUAAUCUUUGAUGGCAUUGUUCUAGUUUUGAAAUUUCUAGUAUAUUUCAGUCUCUUAGAAGAAUUGUGGGAGAUUUUGUUUUGUUUUGUUUUCAGCGAAAGUCACAACUCUCCUCUUCUUUGACUCACAAAGGGGAAGGGUCCCCAGUAUACAUAUUUGGAUGCUUGGUUGUUUUUAAGACCAGAGAGCUCCUGGUGUUUUAUUUAGGAACAGAAAAGGCCCAUGGAAUCCUAAGAGUUUCCUGGCCUGUAUCCUCCAGGUAGGAGCAGAUGACUCUAAGCUGGUCUCUAAGCCAAUACUCCUGUAAACCAGAGCCCAGGAAAGACAGCUCAUAAAUGUAUAAUUCUCUGGAGCUCAAUUCUAUGCAGUUGUACUGAUGUUUCAUCAAGUCACUGUGUAUUUUCUAAGUGUUGAUAAAUUAAAAGUUGCUUUAUGGAAGAUGAGUAAAUUUUUUAAACACUUGGAAAUUUUAUUUCCUUGUUAAUUAACCUUCUACAGAUCAGGGCAUGCAACCAAAAGCAGCUUAAAUACUCAAAAAAUAAAAUAACAGGAUGUUGUUUUUAGAUUCUUCUGGUUUAUGUUCCUAUUUUAGGACCCUCACUUUUAUUCAAAAGUAUUUUAUGUCCUAUACAUCUGUGGAUUGCAGGGUAAAUUAUUUGGGCAUAAAUAAUCCAAGCAAAAGUAUAGUUUUUCUUUCAUCUUGACUAUCUCAAGAAAUAACACUUUUUAUUAGCCAAUAUUUUCUUAUUGCACAAUUCUAAAAUGUACAUUGACUACUUUUUGAGAAGAAAGUAGCAUUACUCAAAGGCUUAUUACUACUGAACAAAUUUGCAAUUCAGGAACAUUGCUAACUUUGCUUUAAAUCUUACUCUCAGUGUUAAAUCAUUUAAAAAAUUUACAGUCUAAAAAUCAUACUGGUAUUAGUAUCAGGUAAGGAAAUUAAAGUUUUUUAAAUGGAUUCAUUCUCUGCAAUAUGCAUUCAGAUUUUACUUUAAAAUACAUCUGGUACUGUAAAGAACCUAAAGUGGUUCACACUUAAUGGGUCAUUAAUCCAGUAUUCUUUGCCCUGACUGUUUGGAUAUUAAAGUUCCUUUAUGUUUUCUAUAACCUUUGGGAUCUUCUUGCAGUGAUUAUUGUGUGUGAGAUUUUUUUUUUUCUUUUUGGUCUAGUCAUAUUGUUAUAUUCACUCAGGUAUUUGUUAGAUUUCUUUUUAAUCUUAUUUCAGAAACCAUGGUUUGCAUUGGGUUACUGUUUGAUACCACAAAGAAUUGCUGUAGAUUUAACUCACUAUGAAAUCAGGAUCUCAUUUUCCUUGUUAAUAUUCUCUCCCUGUUGAAAAUGAGAUUCACAUUCUAGUUUUAUUCUUCUCCUGUUUUGUCCCUGUGCUUACUCAGCUUCCUUUUGUAUGUGUUAGAGUUCUAUUACUUUUGAGAAGGUGGUUGAUAAGGACUAGUUUGCAUACACAAAGAGAAGUUUACCAAGAGCUACAGGGUGCUUUUGAGGUUACAGUUGAAUUGGAAAAAUAAAAUGUGUUUGUAGGAAAUAAAGAACAAACCCUUUCAAUGAAAGAGUGAUGAUUUCUAAAAAUCUUUUUGUAGGGCGUUGUUACGUUUUUUUCCAGUCACUGCAUUUUGCCUAUUUAGAACUUAAAGAACAUACCUCCAAAACAACAAAUUUUAAUUUAAGACCCUUGAUAAAAUGUAUGUGAAUGUUUCUGAGUUGAAUAGGACUUUACACUAUGGUCUCUAAAGUUGAAGGCUGAAGUUAUUCUGAUAGUAAUUCACCUAAAAAAGGGAAAAGUAGAUUUCUGACUCAGGGUUAAUAAGCUCGGGUGAGAGGCUGUGCAGAAAAUAGUUAUUAAGUAGUUUUAUAUACUAGAUAAAUGAGAUCCCUAGCUCCUUAUUUGUGUUCAGCUCUAGAAAACCAACAGCCACACUUCAACACACCAGGCAAGAUUUGGAGGCUCCUACUGUGGAAAAACUAAGCAACUCUUGAGUGAAAAGACAUAUGCUGACAUUUGAGGGUCCCCUCCAAAAAGUAAUUGACCAAGAGUCCCCUUACAGUGGAGCAUACCAAUCAGUAGGCCCUGCCCACGUACACAAACCUUCCAAACAGGUUUUUAGUGCUUCACUUCUAAAUAAAGACAGCCAAAGAUCACCAGAAAUUGAGAAAAACUUUGAUUGUAAAAGGUAGAGCUAAAUGAAAGCAACUGUCAAGAAUCAGAAAACUUCAACAACUAUCAUAUCCUCAAAUAAGAUACUGUACUCAAGAAAUUAGAACAGGAUACUAAUAAAAUGUCACAACAAGAAAUUAGAAUAUGAAUAAAUUCAGUGAGAAUAUUAAAAGAUGAGAUGUUCUAUAACAAAUCAAAAGUGUAGGGAAAAAAAGAAAUAUGGAUCAAUUCAGGAGGU
This is a messenger RNA of Physeter macrocephalus (sperm whale), 8197 nucleotides long. It is a transcript of the gene TIA1, whose product is annotated as TIA1 cytotoxic granule associated RNA binding protein. Lineage: Eukaryota; Metazoa; Chordata; Mammalia; Artiodactyla; Physeteridae. The record is from RefSeq and is a predicted model, not a curated record. Gene Ontology annotation, molecular function: RNA binding. Bases 3290 to 4339 code for a protein of 349 amino acids. The transcript is spliced from 14 exons.